Colletotrichum orchidophilum is the source of this 2784-nucleotide messenger RNA. RefSeq names its product major facilitator superfamily transporter. Bases 1 to 2784 code for a protein of 927 amino acids. NCBI's taxonomy places the organism in Eukaryota, Fungi, Ascomycota, Sordariomycetes, Glomerellales, Glomerellaceae. The transcript is spliced from 5 exons. Gene Ontology annotation, biological process: transmembrane transport. Gene Ontology annotation, molecular function: transmembrane transporter activity. The record is from RefSeq and is a predicted model, not a curated record.
AUGGCAGAAGGCAACGAGCUAAAGAAAUCUUCUGAUCGGCAAGAUACCGCAGGCGACAGCGGCGCGACCCAGACAACCAGGAUUUCACUCGGAUCCAGACCAUCCUCAGAGUUCCUCGGCGAGGAGCGCUCGCGCAUCUCGAUCAUCCAAUCUUACGCAGUCCCUUUGCCGGGCCUCGACGACAACCUGGUGUCGUCUUAUUCAGAGGAGGAUGACAAUGACGGGGAGGAUAUUCUCCCCCAGUCGCUGACGGACGACUGGGAGGAGAAAACCGGUCUUUCACAGGAUCGUCCCUCUACCGCCGAAACUGUGAUGAAGCAGAGAGAUUCCCUGGCGGCCGAGGAAACUCGCAAGAUAGGCAACGCACCUUCAAUAGCGUCUCAAAUGUCCCGCCACGGCCACAACCCCCACGAUUCCAUCAGAUCCUCAAUCACCUUCACCAACGGGCCGCGGCCGCCACCAAUCUCCCGGCGGGUAUCUUCCCUACGACAACCCGGCGCCGUAUAUGUAUUCCCACGAGGAGAUCCGAUCUCCCCCACGGUAACCCAGCGUGCUUUCCCUCUCGCCAUGAAGAGGGUCCCAUCAUACACCGUCUCAGAUUCCCACACCCUUCCUAGGAUGGAUGAUGAAGAGAAGGACGACGGGUUUCCUCAGCCGCACUCCGAAACCGCCUCAAUCAUCUCGUCAAUCUUUGCCCCACCACUCCGGCACCUGGCGAGCCAUCCCUCUCUCCACGGGUCCGUAUCGAGCGGUACGCCGCCAACCAGGGGCCGGCAGCAGCAGGGCCCCACACCCAUCACGGAGCAGAGACAUCCCGGCAAGGCCGAUGCCCGGAUCAGUCGCUUCACAAAACCACUGGAGCUGGACACGAACGAGGAUGAUGGCAAGGAUGAUUUGCGCCACGUAAGACAUACUGACAAGGCGAGGGAUGAGAAGCACAGCACCGUGUCGCAGUCGUCGGAUGAAGAGGGUGAAGGGGAGCAAUGGGUGCAAGGGUGGCCACUUACGUUCCUGGCGAUUGGGCUCUGUCUCGUGGUGUUCUUGAUCUCGGCCGAUCGUACCAUUCUCACAACUGCCAUCCCACACAUUACAACAGAAUUCCAAUCCACGGCAGACAUUGGCUGGUACGGCUCGGCCCAUCUCCUCACGACCUGCGCCUUCCAGCCCGUUUUUGGCAGAGUCUUUAUGCUCUUCUCCGUAAAGUGGUCAUACGUGCUGGCUACUUCCAUGUUCCUGGUCGGAUCGCUCGUCUGCGGCCUCGCUCCGGACUCUAUCACCCUCAUCGUGGGCCGUGCCGUGGCUGGCUUCGGCAGCGCCGGAAUUCUCACCGGCAGCUUUGUCGUCGUAGCCACAGCAGUUCCUUUGCGGGUGCGUCCGAUGUACACGGCGAUCGUCGGAUUGAUGUUCGGCCUUGGCGCAACGGUCGGUCCUCUGCUCGGAGGUGUCUUUACUGACCUCGUUACUUGGCGAUGGUGUUUCUACAUGAACCUCCCCAUCGGUGGCUUCGCUCUCAUCGUCUUCCUUUUCUUCUUUCACCCUCAGCGGCACCCGCGAGGCAAACAAACCUUCUUUGACAGGAUCCUGGACCUCGACAUGGUAGGCAACGUGCUCCUGCUCGGAGCCUGCAUAAUGCUCUUCCUGGCCCUCGAAUACACCGCCCAGGGCGAGGCUUGGUCGACCGCCAGGAUCAUUGGCCUUAUCUCCGGAGCCGGCGUGACGGCCGUCAUCUUCGCGGCAUGGCAGUGGUGGAAGCAGGACGGCGCAUUGAUCCCGCCCGCCAUCAUCACCCAGAGGACGGUGGCAGCCUCCUGCGUCGCAGCCUUUGCCACGUACGGAGCGCUUCUCAUCCACGCAUACUUCCUCCCCAUCUGGUUCCAGGCGAUCCGCGGGGAGAGCGCCAUCUCCUCAGGCGUGGACAUGAUCCCCUACGUAGCCGCCAUCGCCCUCUUCUCCCUCCUCGCGGGCGUCUUCGUCUCUGUCGUGGGCUACUUCGCGGCCCCAGCCAUCAUUGGCGGCGUGAUCGCGACAGCCGGGUGCGGACUGCUGCGGCUGCUGUCGCCCGACACGCCGACUGCGCACUGGGUCGGGUUCGAGAUCCUCGUCGCGGCGGGCUUCGGGAUGGCCAUACAGCAAGGCUUCACCGCGGUGCAAGCCGUCCUGCCGCCCGACGAGGUCCCCAUCGGCACCGCGGCGGUUGUGGCGUCGCAGUCCCUCGGCGGCGCCAUCUUUAUCUCUGUGGGGAACGCGCUGUUCCAGAACCAUCUGCUGCAGGCUUCGGCGGAAAACGCGGUGCCGGCCGUGGAUAUCCGGGUGGUGCUCGGGGCCGGGGUGGCGGCGUUCCGCACGGCCGUGCCGGCCGGCGCGCUCCCGAUGAUGCUUACUCUGUACAAUGAAGCUCUGCGAGUGGCUUUCACUGCUGCGAUUCCGUUGGCAGGCGUAUCGGCCAUUGCGGCUUGUUUCUUGGAAUGGAAGUCGCGCGGCAACGUGCUCCGCAACAGCAGCGUCAAGAAGCAGCAGGUGUCGACUGGAGCUGCGCCGGGCAUCGGGGCGGGCAUCGGGGCGCCGCUGGCACUGGCGAUUGGAGCUCUGAUCGUUAUGCUGUUGCGUGAGGAGAAGAAGACGAGGGUGGCGUUGUCGAGCCAGAUGGUCAUCGGGACGGGGAUGGGGAUGGGUACGUCGGAGUGGACGGCGUAUGUGCCGGUUGAGAUUCACGGCCAGCCGGUACCGAAUGAGUUGUCCAACAACCAUGACAGGAGACAUGGGCUUUCUGGACAUGGACGCUAG